Messenger RNA from Monascus purpureus, 559 nucleotides. Lineage: Eukaryota; Fungi; Ascomycota; Eurotiomycetes; Eurotiales; Aspergillaceae. The record is from the annotation of a GenBank genome assembly.
GAUAGACUUCGAGUAUUUUAAUCGCAUUGAUUCUGCUCUGUACAUUGCUCUGGGUCGCCCGUCCGGUUAUCCCCCACGCUGCGGAUUCUGCAGAAGAGUCUUUCGACAUGUCGAUCACCCAUAUUGUCCUCUUCCAGUUCAAAGCAGACGCCCAUCCUGACGUUGUUAAAGAUGUACAUAUGGGCGUCCAAAUACUUCCCACACGACAAUAGACGGCUGGCCAUGUCUCAUCCGAAUAAGGUCUGCAACCGCAUGCUCUCCCUCAAGGAGAACUGUCUUCACCCAUCAUCUCAGAAACCGUACAUCCGCUCGUCAAUCGGUGGAGCCGACAACUCCAUCGAAGGCGUUCAGAGCGGAAUCACCCACGCCUUCGUCGUGCAAUUCGCUUCUGUUGCAGACAGAGACUACUACGUCAAGGAGGACCCGGCACAUCAGGCCUUCAUCCAGAGCUUGGAUGGAAUAAUCGAGAAGGCGCAGGUUGUUGAUUUCACGGAUCGGAUAUUUUAGGCGAUGCACUGAGCUGCCCGCCAAGACGAUCGCCGUAGAAUCCACGUCAGGA